CUCUCCUGCAACGUGCAACCACCAAGACGCCAUCCACGAGCAACAAAGAAGCGCGAGAAAUGGGCAACAUCAGCUUAUUCACCCAUGAUAACACUCUCACAGUUUUCCUGUAGCCUAACUUUGUGAAUGCACCCAAUUUUUUGAUAGCACGGCCGCUGCUCCGCCCAGGCCACGAUGGAUUCUCGCAAGGACGAGGAGGCCACCAUUAAGGUCGCCUCAAUUAAGAAAUCCGUUACUCCCUCGAGACCCCAGGCAUUCGGCAAGAUCAAACUUAAGAAAGCACCGCCAAAACAGGCCAAGCCUGGCAAUUGGAAAGAGGCCAAUGUCAUUGAAGAGGACAAGAAGAAAUCAAAAGACAAUGCGAUUACUGCCGCCUCGCCCAGCCCCGUCACCAUCCAGCUCGACGAUGCCUCUCGCGAGAACUUCCAGACCGGCCGCCCGCUCGAAGACACACUUGACAUGUUCCAAUGCAAGCACUGCAAAAAGGUCAUUACCCGAUCUGCGGGGGGAGAACACGUCGCCCGGUGCUUGAAAAUCAAGAAAGAGAAGGCUCAGCGGAAGAAAGAGGCCCGUGAGGCGCGCGAACGGUUGAAGGAGGCCGCCAGGGAAGAGGAGGCGCGCAAGGCGGAGGGUGACGGUGGCGGUCGGGGCGACGACGAUAGCGAUGACGAUGACGAUACCAAAGACGGAAAUGCUGGCAAGACAACCGGCAAGGCGAAGAAGACGAACGUCGCUGGCAAGAAGAGGAAAGCCGAGGGCGAGCUCGACAAGGGCAAGGCUAAGAAAAAGAAGGACGAGCCUAAGCCGAAGGCCGCGAAACCAAAGGGCCCCGUCGAUGUGGAGAGGCAGUGCGGUGUACUGCUGCCGAACGGUCAGCCCUGUGCUCGGUCUCUGACCUGUAAGAGCCACAGCAUGAGCGCGAAGCGAGCAGUGCCUGGCCGGUCCCUACCAUACGACAUGCUUUUAGCUGCGUAUCAGAAGAAGAACCAGGCCAAGCAGCAGAAGGCCGCCAUCGACGCCAACGCGCCCUUGGAGGACGAAGACGAAGCCAACCAGGCAGCAGUCGAUAGCGAUGAGGAGACGGCUGCCGUGAUGGGUGCAUUGGCUAACUGGAACCCGCAACCGGUCGUUCCACAGCCCGUGUUUGCGCCGACCAAGCGCCAGUACCAACUCGCUCGCCUCCACGAACAGCUCCAGACGGCAACUAACGGUGGCCGCGUCAACAUUUUCAAGGUCGUCGGCUACGGAGCCCAGCGGCUUCCCGAGGGGCAUCCGGGUCUGCUCGACCACGAGGACGCGCCGGGUGAACCGGACCCGGCCGCGAUGGGCGGGGACUUCUCGCGCCGAUCGUCCAGCUUCAGCCUUGGUGGGCCACCACAACGGCAGCCGUCGGUCACAGGUCGAGCGUAGGGUGCUCGAUCUUUCAGCGUACCGACGGCUGCUCUGUACGGGUGGCCGUAUCCAGCUGUCAGCUUUGGAGGUGCCGGCGUGGUUCCUCGCCACAACUCCCUCCCUAACCUCGAGACCAAGCAGGCUCUG
Chaetomium fimeti is the source of this 1539-nucleotide messenger RNA. Its product is annotated as SCA7, zinc-binding domain-containing protein. Lineage: Eukaryota; Fungi; Ascomycota; Sordariomycetes; Sordariales; Chaetomiaceae. Gene Ontology annotation, biological process: RITS complex assembly; regulatory ncRNA-mediated heterochromatin formation; regulation of transcription by RNA polymerase II. The coding region runs from base 175 to 1410 and encodes 411 amino acids. The transcript is spliced from 3 exons. The record is from RefSeq and is a predicted model, not a curated record. Gene Ontology annotation, cellular component: SAGA complex.